This is a messenger RNA of Caenorhabditis angaria, 1720 nucleotides long. Lineage: Eukaryota; Metazoa; Nematoda; Chromadorea; Rhabditida; Rhabditidae. The record is from the annotation of a GenBank genome assembly.
UUGGUGGACAGUUUUGUGGUGAGUUCAUUCUUCUAGUCAGAACAAACCGAACAAAAAGAUCCGGAUCUUCUGUAAUUUCAAAAAAAAAAACGAUCAUUAACUUUCUGCAGAAAAGUUCUCACAAUUUUUUUGAAAUCAACAUUAUAAAUGAAUUUUAAAAUUUGAAAAAAAAACGCAUCUAGAAAUAAUAAUUAUAUGAUAAACCAAUAAUUUUUAAUAAUUAAUCAAUAAUUUUUUUUUACAGAAAAUGAGUUCUUCAUCUUCCGCUGAAAUGGUUUAUCCAACUUGUGGAGAAUCACCGGAGAAAAGAGCGAAGAGAAUCGAGAGAGAAAAACGAAAAGUGUACGAGAGAUUCGAGUCAAAAAAUGUGGACCUAGAAGCGGCUGAGAAUUUCUAUUUCCAUUCGGUUCACGAAAGCAUGGAGUUUCCCAAAGAUUUGCCUGUAGAAGUCGAGGAGCAAUUGAACAAAAAUCUUAUUUUGGCGAUGAUGCGAAUGGCUGAAAUUUUUGAAGCUCCGGUGAGUUGAAACACAAUUGAGAGAGAGGGUUUGAAAUUGAAUAACAUUUUAAAUCAAUUCAAUUUUGUGUUUUUUCAGGAUCUUCGAAUUGGAGUAAACGACAUAAUAGGAGUCUUGUGCGUCACCAACGAUUACCACUCUCAUGUAUUAUUGAAGGGGUGGACCAAGAAUCUCUUUGAUAUCAAUCAACAGAUUACAACUCUUCUCCCAACUCUCCAACGUGAUGCUCUUCCAAAUAUCCAGCAGUUAUGCACCGAAUUCGCCCCAGUCCUCUUGAAUAUUGAAUCGGAACCGAUCGAAAUGCGAUUCAGAAGAUGUAUUCAUGUUAUGUCCGCUGGUAAAGAUGCAGCGUACCUGGAAGUGGACACCGGACGUGUAAGUUUUUUUUCACCUAUUUUUUUCUCUUCUGAAAAUAUCUUUGAUAUGCGGGGAGGUUCAGAAACCCAACAUAUCUAUCCCGCUGCCCUGAAAAACAAAAAAUUUUUUUCAGAUCCGGAUCAUGAAUUCGGUGGAUGACACAAUGGUUGUUCAAAUGCCGAGCGAAUUUCUCUCAAUUCCACCGGCGAUUGCGGAACUGCGCCUCAAUAAUCGAUUGUAUUUUGUGAGUUGUUUUGUUGGAAGAAAGAAGCGAAUUCAAGCUGUUAGAAGAUUUCUAGCUUUUUUAAAUUGAUUUUAUUUUUGAAGCUCAAAAUCCAAUUUAGAAAAAUUAUUAAUAUUCCCAAAGUGCGUUAGGGAUUCUCUUUCUCUACUUUUCUAAUUCAAAUUUCAAUGUUUUCCAAUUUUAUUUGAGAUAUUACCAAAGUUCUGAAAUUUUAGAUUUUCUAAAUGCCAAGACAAAAACAAGUUUUUGAAAAAGGAUUUUUUCAUAGAAGCUUUUGAAACAUUAGUUCUGAAAAAAAAUUUCAAAAAGUAAAAAAUCCAGAUCCUCUCUCUCUCUCUCUUAUUUUCCGAAAAAACUCAAUUUGAAUUUUUUUUAUUUCAGCGAACACCGUUCAUACAGCUGCAGUAUCAUCGAAUGGAUCUACUGAAAUCAAUUGAUAUUGUCUCCUUCGACAAAUUGGAGAGAGCUGACGGGAAAAGUGAUAAAGGACGGGCAGUGGUAAGUUUAAUGUUUUCUAUGGGAUCUUAUUCGAAGAAAUCGAUAAUUGUUUGCAGGUCGCCGAAAUUCGUGAAGCCGUCAAAGGAGAAAAGAAGUUUUAUUGA